Indicator indicator is the source of this 1382-nucleotide messenger RNA. RefSeq names its product endothelin receptor type B-like. Gene Ontology annotation, molecular function: endothelin receptor activity. The record is from RefSeq and is a predicted model, not a curated record. Lineage: Eukaryota; Metazoa; Chordata; Aves; Piciformes; Indicatoridae. The transcript is spliced from 7 exons. Gene Ontology annotation, biological process: vasoconstriction; enteric nervous system development; regulation of blood pressure. Gene Ontology annotation, cellular component: membrane. Bases 24 to 1382 code for a protein of 452 amino acids.
CAAAACCCAAGCAAGGACGUCCCAUGGGCAUUAUGAAGACCUCUGCAGCCAGCUUUGCUGUUCAGGUGUCCAUGGCAAGGAUCCCAGCUCCCACAGCUCUGGCUGUUCUCCUCACCUGCCUCUUCUUGGGGGCACAAACCCAGACCCCAAGAGCUUUCCAGGAGAGCACCAUCCCCUUUGAGGUGCUGAAGCAGGAGCAGGCUCACAGUCUGGUCCAGCCAAGCCUGUUCCAGGAUGCCAAGAUGUCCAACCACUCGGAGAACCUUCCCAGGAGCACCAGCUCUGAGCCCCCCCUGCUGCCUGUGUGUGUGAAGCCUGCAGACAUCAGACACAUUUUCAAGUACAUCAACACCAUCGUGUCCUGCACCAUCUUCAUCGUGGGCAUCAUUGGCAACUCCACGCUCCUGAGGAUCAUUUACAAGAACAAGUGCAUGAGGAAUGGGCCAAACGUCCUCAUUGCCAGCUUGGCACUUGGAGACCUUCUCUACAUCCUCAUUGCUCUGCCCAUCAAUGUUUAUAAGCUCCUGGCAAAGGACUGGCCCUUUGGUGUCCAAGUCUGCAAGCUGGUCCCCUUCAUCCAGAAGGCAUCAGUGGGAAUCACUGUGCUGAGUCUUUGUGCUCUCAGCAUUGACAGGUACCGAGCAGUGGCAUCCUGGAGUCGGAUCCAGGGAAUAGGAAUCCCCAUGUGGAAGGCAGUGGAGGUGGUGCUGAUCUGGGUGGUGGCCAUUGUCCUUGCAGUCCCUGAAGCCAUUGCCUUUGAUAUGGUGGAGCUCAGCUACUGGGAACAACACCUGUGGGUGUGCAUGCUGGCCUCAGAGCAGAAAUCCAGCUUCAUGAUGUUCUACCGUGACGUGAAGGACUGGUGGCUUUUUGGCUUCUAUUUCUGCCUCCCCCUGGUGUGCACUGGCAUCUUCUACACCCUGAUGUCCUGUGAGAUGUUGAGCAAGAGAAACGGCAUGAGAAUUGCUCUGAAUGACCACAUGAAAAGGCGCCGGGAGGUGGCCAAGAAGGUCUUCUGCCUGGUGGUGAUCUUCGCGCUCUGCUGGCUGCCUCUCCACCUCAGCCGCAUCCUCAAAAAGACCAUCUAUGACCAGACAGACCCCAACAGAUGUGAACUGCUCAGUUUCCUGCUGGUGAUGGAUCACUUUGGGAUCAAUAUGGCCUCCCUCAACUCCUGCAUCAACCCUGUGGCUCUCUACUUUGUCAGCCUGAAAUUCAAGAACUGCUUCCAGUCCUGCCUGUGCUGCUGGUGCCAGAGGCCAGCCCUGAGCAUCACACCCACAGACGACAAGGGCUCUGUUGGGAAGUGGAAAGCCAACGGGCAGGAGCUUGGGCUGGACAGGAGCAGCUCCCCCUUGAGCAACAAGUACAGCUCCUCCUAA